CUUUUUCCUCUCUUAACAACUUACACCAACAAUGGGCAAAUCAAAAAAGAACGCAUCGUCGGCACGCGCAGUACCUCCUUCCAAACAAAAUCCAGUUGGAUCGUUUGAUCGAUCCUCUUCGCCAUCAAGUGAAGAAUAUGAAAAAGUUGAAAACGUCGAAAACGCCGCGAAUUCAGACGAUAUAAGCAACUGGUCCAAAGUUGGUGGUGGAGCUGAUUCCGGAACAGAUAAUGAGAACAGCAGCAAUAAUAGUCAGCAACCACCAACAUCGUCUACUACCGCUCCUCCCACCACAACAACUGGAUCUAAAAAAGAACAAUCAAUGCUUUCUUCGGAUUCAGAAGCUUAUCAGGCACACGAUGACAACGACAAAAAGCGAACAGUGUCAUCCAAAGAACAGCAGCCAAGUGCCAGUAAGAACGAUAGAGACAAUGAAGAGGACAAGACUUUGAUUUAUGAGCGCAUCACAGAAUUGAGGGAUAGUGCACCGAAAACACGCAAAGAGCUUUAUCAAAGCUCUUAUGCGAUCUUUUCGAAAAUUGAACAACUCGACAACAAAAAGAAAGCAACCUCACUUUCAUAUUCAUACUCUAUCAGUUUAACUCGGAAAUUCAAUAUAGCAAAAUGUGUAAACGAAUACACUAGUCUCCUCUUCCAAUAUUUUGAAUAUUUGAACCAGAAUGGAGGUGACAAGGAUGAAAAGGCAUAUGUUGGCGAUUUGCUGCGGAUAUGGGAUUUAUGCGAACGACUUAACUUUUCUGGAAAUACGGACGAUGCUGUUGUCGCGGAUAUGGUGGAUUGGCUUAGCUUGCAUUGGCCUUCAGAAGAAACAUCUACGCAAGAUCUGCAACGUUUUGGCAGUUUCGACAGUGAUGACGAAGAACUUGUUAUUGUGGAUCACGACGAUAUCAGCAAUGGAGAUGACGAUCAGGAAGAUUCAGAAGAAAAAGUUGCUGUGGACUGGUUACUUAUUCGAAGAAACUUGUUACGAGGCAAUGUUGUGGAAGCCAUCCAGAUGCUCAAAUCUUGUCUCGACACACUUUCUGCGGACAAUCGAGGCUGCUUGAAACGCGUCAUCCAGCUUGCCGAGUCUAUGCCCACCUUACCACAACGACAAAAUGACGCCAGCAGUUUAGCCGCCUGGCAAGCUUGGACGAUAUAUCGAUUGCAAAAAUCAAUCAUUUGCUCAAGAUUCUGUGUGGUGAUGAAAAGGUGAUUAGCAAGGCUGGCACGUUCCUGGAAAGUUUUGUUGGGUACUUGAUCUACUGCGAGCCGUUCCGAACACGCACAGACACAGCUGCUGUUGCCGAACGUCUGUUCCUCCAGUCUUCUUCUCUUUCCACGUCAGACGA
Molecule: messenger RNA, 1352 nt
Organism: Zychaea mexicana
Lineage: Eukaryota; Fungi; Mucoromycota; Mucoromycetes; Mucorales; Lichtheimiaceae
Exons: 11
Coding region: 32-1216 (394 amino acids)
Biological process (GO): mRNA export from nucleus; protein import into nucleus; positive regulation of DNA-templated transcription
Cellular component (GO): nuclear pore outer ring
Molecular function (GO): structural constituent of nuclear pore
Source: RefSeq, a predicted model, not a curated record